GUCUGUUGUUUGGGUAAAGACAAAGGCAGAUCCCCUUGGUUAAUGUACUCGGGUGUGUUGAUAGGAUUGUGAAUGGUGAGACUCCCUGUAUGAUAAGAGGCGGUUUCUUUCUUGGAUUCAACAUGAAAUAAAGGCAAAGUGAUUAAUGGGUUCCCUUAAUCACCCCAUCUUGUCCCUUGUCAUUUCUAUUUGCUUCGAGACUAUGGCAUCUGACAAUUAGCUCAACCAAAAUGGUAUUUCUUCAUAGUGCCAGAAAUGGGAAUAAGUACAACUGGAGCUGGGAGAGAUACUAAGCAACAGACCACUCGGAAUUUACAACUUUUUCAAAACCCUACCAAUGAAGGAGCAGCAACGAAUCGUCGCAGAAGGAGUUGAUUUCUGAAUUCGAUGAGAGACGAUGCUUCCCCCAUUGACCCCUUCAAAUUUCGUCCCGGCGGCCUCGCUAGCGAAGGCGGAGGACUGGAAGCGAUCAAAACCUCUUCUCUCCCGAUCCUCCUCCAGCAUCGAUCUGCAAACCAGGUUUAUGAAAAGGAAGGCAACCCACCGCCAUCGCAGCCUGUCGUCGCCCGCAGGUCAUUCAUCAAAUGUUGACUGGAGGAAGGAAGCCGCCUCUACUUCUUCUCUUUCUCCCUUCAGACCGAUCGUUGUCUUCCACAAGCCGGCAAAGCCCCCUGUAGAAGUACUCGACAUCUGUGGCGUCGCCGUUGCCACCUGUCCACUGCCACAACCCAUCUUCUGGUGACGGGGGCGACAUCAGCUCAUGUUAAUACGAGACGAUAUAUUACUUCUAUAUCUUGGAUUGGCGCGAUGGGAUUUUUGGUAUUUGCAUUUAUGCGUGAGGUUCGGGUUGUGAGACUCCCAUUAUGCUAAAAAGGUCUUUUUUUCAAUUUCUUGGCCCACCCAUCUUCUAAGACGACCCCAAUCUAGUGCUUUGACGUCCCUCUCUUUUAGUGUGGGCUAAGUUUAGGCCCAUUCGACUCCUGGGCCAGUUCUGCUUGAUUUAAAGCUAGCAACUCCUUUGUUUUCUCUCCCUCUGUAGCUCGCAUUCCCAGCUACGAUCUCGUCCAAUUAUUCCCCCAGCUAAUUCAAUCUCUUCUUUCUCUUUUAUUCUCCUAAGCCAAAAAGCUGCUCCUCGAACACAAAAGUAAUAGAUUAAUCCGGUGAAA
Linum trigynum is the source of this 1166-nucleotide messenger RNA. NCBI's taxonomy places the organism in Eukaryota, Viridiplantae, Streptophyta, Magnoliopsida, Malpighiales, Linaceae. The record is from the annotation of a GenBank genome assembly.